UCUUUCUCCUUAAGGAUGCCAUUAUUAGAGACCAUUUAAACCUACCAGUUUCAUUUUUGUCUUUUGGAGGAGAUUUGGGGUUUCAGCCAGCCAGCCCUGGUGGCUAUAGGGACAGGCUUUCAAUAUUCAGAAUCACUUUUGCAUGGAGCACAAAGAUGACGAUGAUGAAGAUGUAUCUUUUGCCAAAUGGAUGAGCAGCUUCUGGGGGCACAGCUGGAGAGAGGAGGACGAGAGAAGACUUCGGGAACGCCACCGACCACAAGAGUCCAGUUACAGGAAAACCUCCCUGCCUUGCCCAUUUCCUGGGCUUCCCAAAUUUACAUCAUCUGACAACCACCCUAGAAGGCAUUCUCAUGAGGACCAGAAAUCCCAAAGCCAUCCUCAUUUGCGGUAUUACAGAAAAUACUCAAUGGAUGGGUCAUCCAGGGAAACACUGGAAUCAAAAAAACAAUCUCACUCCCAUAUUCAGGAAUUUUCAGAGUCCUUUGAACAGCAACUGCACUUUAAAGCCAAACAUUCUGUCACUUUGGGACCUGAGCGCAGAAAGGAGAAAAAUGAAGGAGAAUGCCUGAAGGUGGAGAUGAAGACGUCUCAGAAAGUGGAGGAAAGGAGAUUGGCAGAAGAAGAACACCCAGAAACAUACCUGCCACCCCUGGCUGAGAAAGGACCAGAAUAGUAGUUUGUUUCUACAUCACAAUGAUACGUGCCAUUGGUAGUCUUGAGCC
Molecule: messenger RNA, 725 nt
Organism: Dipodomys spectabilis (banner-tailed kangaroo rat)
Lineage: Eukaryota; Metazoa; Chordata; Mammalia; Rodentia; Heteromyidae
Gene: Lnp1
Product: leukemia NUP98 fusion partner 1
Exons: 3
Coding region: 143-676 (177 amino acids)
Source: RefSeq, a predicted model, not a curated record